AUGCCUAUAAUUAACAAGAUUGACCAGAGGUCCCUGGUUCAGGGUGAGGAAUUCCAACUGGAAAUUAAUAAUGCAGUGACGGUACAAGAGGGUCUGUGUGUCCAUGUGCCCUGCUCUGUCUCCUACCCCUCCAUAGACUGGUAUCCCUCUACUCCAGCGUUUGGCUACUGGUUCCGGAAUGGGACCAAUUACCGCCUUGACGCUCCAGUGGCUACAAACGACCGAAGCAGAAGAGUGCGGGAGGAGACCAAGGGCCGGUUCUUGCUCACUGGAGACCCUCGAGACAAUCAGUGUUCCCUGGACAUCAGAGAUGCCCGGAUGACCGACACGGGGUCAUACUUCUUUAGGAUCGUCAGAGGAUCUUAUGUGAAAUACAAUUACUUAGAAUACUGGUUUCCUGUGCGUGUGACAGCUCUGACCCAGACACCCAAGAUCCACAUCCAGAGGUCCCCAGAGUCUGGAAAGUCUACAGAAAUAGCCUGUAAGGUGCCUUGGGCCUGUAAGAAGGGGACACUCCCCACCUUCUCUUGGAUUGGUGUUGCCCUCACAUCCCUGGACCCAAAGAGUCUCCCUCACUCAGUACUGUCCUUCACCCCGAAGCCACAUCACCACGGCACCAACCUUACCUGUCAAGUGACCUUCCCUGGAGCAGGUGUGACCACAGAGAGCACCAUCCAGCUCAAUGUGUCCUAUCCUCCACAGAACCUGACCAUCAAGGGGUUGCUGGGGAAUGGCACAGAGCUCAUGGCGGAAGUGGUUCUGGUGGCCAUUGUGGUAGCCGCAAUUAAGACCCUGGUCUUCUGCCUCAUUGUGUCUGUGUAA
This is a messenger RNA of Elephantulus edwardii (Cape elephant shrew), 822 nucleotides long. Its product is annotated as sialic acid-binding Ig-like lectin 9-like. Gene Ontology annotation, molecular function: sialic acid binding. Gene Ontology annotation, cellular component: plasma membrane. Bases 1 to 822 code for a protein of 273 amino acids. The transcript is spliced from 5 exons. Lineage: Eukaryota; Metazoa; Chordata; Mammalia; Macroscelidea; Macroscelididae. The record is from RefSeq and is a predicted model, not a curated record. Gene Ontology annotation, biological process: cell adhesion.